AUGACCAAGGUCGGCGUCUUCCCCGCGGCAGGCGGCUUGGGCACCAGCAUCGUCAACCACCUCGUCAAACUCGUCCCCGCCGACCAACUCAUCCUCAUCGCCCGCAAACCCGAUUCCCUGGCUGAAGUGAGUCGUCUCGGGGCGACCGUGCGACGCGCAGACUAUGAAGAUCCCUCGUCGCUGGAACGCGUGUUUGACGGGGUGGACGUGUUGAUGCUGAUUUCGUAUGCGUCGUUUGAGAUCCAGUAUCGCGUGGAGGCCCAUCGCCAUGCCAUCGACUGCGCGCGCCGCAGCGGUGUCCAGCAUAUCUUCUACUCGUCGCUCGCGUUUGCGGGUGAUCUCGCCGACUCCAGCGUGGCGCACGUGAUGGGCGCCCAUCUACGAACCGAGCAAUACCUGGCCGAUCUCCAAGCGCAGAGCGACAUCACCUACACGGCGAUCCGCGAAGGGCUUUACUCGGAGUCGUUCCCGAUCUACACGGCCUGGUUUGAUCUGGCGCAUCCCGUGGAGGAGGUUACGAUCCCGCACGCUGGUACCCCGCCGGGGGUCACGUGGGUCAAACGCGACGAACUCGGCGAGGCCACCGCCAACUUAAUCGCCUCGUACCGGCAGGACCCGCGGUCCUUCCCGUAUGUGAAUCGGCUGGUGUUGCUCGCGGGACCGCGCGAAUAUUCGCUGCAGGAGACCGUCGCGAUCCUCGGUCGAGCCGUCGGGCGGACGGUCCGCAUUCGCGAGAUCUCGCCGGAUGAGUAUGCGGCGUUGUCGACGCACGGCACGAAGCACACCUACCAUGGGAUUAACCUGGCGAGGGAGUGGGCGACGGCGUGGGAUGCGAUCCGACGGGGGGAGACGGCGGUGGUGACCCCGCUGUUGAGGGAGAUCUUGGGGCGCGAGCCGGAGGACUACGAGACCACGAUUCGGGCAUUGGCCCGGGAGCCCCAUGCAUCGCCCCUACGAUACCUUCCCCGCCCCCAAGGUCCCGAUCCCUUGUCGGCCAACUGGAACUACGACAGUGCCAUCGACCUCUUCUCGAUGAACACUAUGAUGCCCGAGAACUUCGCGCUCGAUGUGCCCAAUGAACCUAUGGGGGUGGAUCCAAAGGAUUUCCCCGCGGAUUUCUUCGCUCCCCCUCCUGACAUCAGUGGAUUCACGAUCUCCAACCACUCGGGCGAAGAUGCCGGUUCGAUCACUUCGGAUCUUGAAAGUGACGAUCAGUCUUGGUCUCCCACCUAUGCUGCUCCCGCCGACAUGCUUCCGGCCCCGGGGAGACAAUCCACCCGCCGCAAGACCACCCCAGUUGUGAAACGCGAGACGACCUGGUCGUCCAGUCCUGAACUCGCACCCCAAGAAUACUCCACCCACACGGCCGCUCAGACGACUCCCACGUCGCCCCCCGUCAACCGCAAGAUGACCCGCACCACCUCGGUGGACUCCAAUGCCAGCACGGGCCCGACCACAACGGCCACCACGACCAGUGGGCGCAACGCUGCGAAGCGUGCCGCACACAACAUCAUUGAGAAGCGGUAUCGCACCAACAUGAACGCCAAGUUCGUGGCCCUGGAGAAGGCCAUGUGUGGCGGAGUCCAGAAGUCGAGCAAGAGCGGAUCGGCGUCGCUCAAGAAGUCGGAGAUCCUGACCAAUGCGAUUGCCUACAUGCAGGAGCUGCAGGAAGAGAACAAGGCCCUCCAGAAGGAGCUGGCCAUGUUCAAGCAGAACAUGGUGCCGAGUGCGAUGUGGCGACACACCAAGGGGGCUGAGAGCUUUCGCGCUUAA
Messenger RNA from Aspergillus bombycis, 1773 nucleotides. RefSeq names its product NmrA-like family protein. NCBI's taxonomy places the organism in Eukaryota, Fungi, Ascomycota, Eurotiomycetes, Eurotiales, Aspergillaceae. The transcript has 4 exons. The coding region runs from base 1 to 1773 and encodes 590 amino acids. Gene Ontology annotation, molecular function: protein dimerization activity. The record is from RefSeq and is a predicted model, not a curated record.